This is a messenger RNA of Cuscuta campestris, 1510 nucleotides long. NCBI's taxonomy places the organism in Eukaryota, Viridiplantae, Streptophyta, Magnoliopsida, Solanales, Convolvulaceae. The record is from the annotation of a GenBank genome assembly.
GGAUCCGUACUGGGUCGGGCUUCAACAACAAUCCGGGAGAAGUCUCUGAAAGUAACGGGGAGAGGGACAGCCAGCAAUGGCGACCGUGCAGGCGGUGAUGGGGAACCUGACGGUGGCGGAGCGGGGAGUUCUGACGGCGGUGAAUACCGGCGGGUCGAGCCUGUCGUUGUUGGGUUCCGGAUUCAUAGUGCUCUGCUAUUUGCUCUUCAAGGAGCUCCGAAAGUUCUCCUUCAAGCUCGUCUUCUUCCUCGCCCUCUCUGAUAUGUGCUGCAGUUUCUUCAGCAUAAUUGGGGAUCCUUCCAAAGGGUUCUUUUGUUAUGCACAGGGUUACACAACACAUUUCUUCUGUGUAGCCUCUUUUCUUUGGACUACUACAAUUGCUUUUACCCUUCACCGAACUGUUGUUAGACAUAAAACUGAUGUUGAAGAUUUGGAACCUAUGUUUCAUUUAUAUGUUUGGGGAACUUCAAUUGUCAUGACAGUUAUUCGCUCUAUUGGCAAUGACCAUAGGCAUAUAACUCGCCUAGGCACCUUGUGUUGGGCACAAACAGGGCGUGCAGGAAAGGUAGUUCACUUUGUUACUUUUUAUGCACCUCUCUGGGCUGCAAUUCUCUUUAAUGGAAUCACAUACUUUCAAGUAAUACGGAUGCUUAACAAUGCAACUCGUAUGGCAGCCGGCGUGUCAGAUGCUCGGCCAGAUAUGAAGGCGAUGAAUCGAUGGGGGUACUAUCCACUUAUCCUUAUAGGUUCGUGGUUUUUCGGUACAAUAAAUCGCAUUCACGAUUUUAUUGAGCCAGACCAGAAAAUAUUUUGGCUCUCAGUACUUGACGUUGGCAUGGCUGCACUAAUGGGUCUCUUCAACUCAAUAGCAUAUGGCCUCAACUCGUCAGUGCGACGGGCAAUUUAUGAAAGACUAGACCUAUUGCCGGAAGUCCUGCGCAGAUGGUUCCCCAAGAGCUUGAGGUCAAGGGGGGGCCAACAGCAAGAGAGUGAACUAAUCCCAAUAAGAGUUGAGAAUCACCCAUAGUCUAUACUUGUGAAGAGUGAACUCUAGUUCCACUGCCAACGUGAUCGGGGAGUCCUAAAGAAAACUAGCGAGUGAAGCUACCCGUCCUGUUUCUUUCGGUUCUCCCUUUGUAAAGAGAGUAUAAAUGGUCUGCUCCCACUCUUGAAUGUUUCGUUCAGUUCUUCUCUUCGGUUUACGGAUGUUAAAUCUGAACCGAUCUCCUCUGUUUGGAGCCGGAUCAUGGGAUAGUUGUCGUUUUCUGAUCUAUUGGGCGAAUCAACAGUUUCCAGUUUUUCGUCACUCUUUAGAAGGCAUCUGCAGAUGGAUAUGGAAAUAUGGUGACAAACUGAUGAUCAAGAAUAGCAAGGAUCUUCAUUACUGAUAUAUCUGUAGUAGUGAUUUUGUUUAUGAAUUAUGAUUAAACCCAGUUUAGGGUAAAAGCCAGCUUAGUAAAAGCUAUCCAUGAAGUGUUUAUUUUGCAUUUAAAAAACCUGUCUGUUUGUU